AUGUCUUUUCACGACAGUAACAUGUCGCCAUCUUCGACGUUUUCAAUGGACGACGACGACAACGUCAGUGUGAAAAUCGAGAACAAAGACCUAACCGACUCCGAUGAAGAAGGCAAAGAAAACCGCGAGAAACACACUGAAAUUCAGGAGCAGGUCUACCAGGACAAAUUGGCCGGCAUCCAAAAGCAACUACAGCAGUUGCGCGAUGGGACGCACGGUGAAUAUGUAAAGCAAUUGAAAAAAUUGGACGCACAGCACAAAAAUGAACUAAUGAUGAACAAUUUGUGGCGAGACUGUUUGUUUGAUGCUAUCGAAAGGGAGUUUAAUAGAGAACGGCGUCUAGCUCACAAAGAGUUUGAAGAUCGUAAUGCUGAACUCACUGAGAAUUUGAUAUCAGAAUUAAAUGAAAGGAAAAAAGCUAUAGAAAAUGACAGUUUGAGCUCGGAACUUUCUCCUGACUCGUCAGAUCAAAAGCCUGCUAUGACAAGGAAACUGAGAAGAAGACCAAAUGACCCUGUGGUGCCAGCUCCCCAAGAAAAACGUCGCAAGCCCCCACCUGUAUCAAAUAUCUAUUAUUUGUUGCAGGAUCAUGAAAUUGAACAGGAUGUGAAACUUAUUCAAAACUCAUUGGCUUCAUUAGCGUCUACUUCUACCACAACAACCCCUACAGUCAAAACACGUGAUACAGUAAAUUCUUCAUCCAUUAGGAAACCAGGAUGUCUUCCAAGUACUAGUUCAUCGACUGCAGGUAACAUGAGUCCUAAAAAGAAUUCAGACACUGAAGGAUCGUCAGCUAUACCAGAUACGCGAAUCGAAGAUGGAAAACUGCUGUUUGAAAAGAGAUGGUAUCAUCGAGGACAACCUGUUUUUGUCGAAGGAAGGCAAAUGGCAAAAUUCCCAGCUGUUAUAUCUGCCAUUGGCAACGAAACUAUUUGGGUUAAGAAAACGUCAGACAACAGUAAAUUUCGCAUCAACUUGUCUUACCUAUCAAAAGGUAAAAUGUCUAUCAAACGUCGAGCUGCUGUUUAA
This is a messenger RNA of Macrosiphum euphorbiae (potato aphid), 1029 nucleotides long. The record is from the annotation of a GenBank genome assembly. Lineage: Eukaryota; Metazoa; Arthropoda; Insecta; Hemiptera; Aphididae.